CACUCUAUGAAAAAAGUGAGAAACAUAAAGAAACAUUUUAAAAGGAUAGUUCACCCAAAAAUUAAAUUCUGUUAUUUUCUCAUCCUCCUGUUUUUUUAAAACAAAUAUUAUGGAAGUAUUGUGAUAAAUAAUGAAGAAAAUUAUUUGAUAAUUAAUGAAAAGCACACAGUUGACGGUACCCAUUAAAUUUCAUUGUAUUUGUUUGUCCUACUAUGGAAGUCAAUGGUUACGAUCAGCUGUUUACUUACCAUCUUGUAUUAAAAUAUCUGCUUUUGUGUUUAAAAAAAAUCAUACAGGUUUAAAACAACAUGAGGAUGAGAAAAAGGAUGACAGAAUGUUAUUUUUUUUUGUGAACUAACCCUUUAAAACCUGUUAACUGGCACUGUCCCGAGUUUACUUGAAUAUUUUUAAUGUAAAUGUUAAUCUAUCACGACAAACUAUAUAUUGUUGGAAAGCUCUAAGAAUGUACGGCCUUUUAGCAGUAAUAAUAAUGCAGUGACUGUAAUUUAUUAAUUUGUAAUUUAUUAAAGAGUAUGCAGCAAACCUCACAGCAAACCAACACAAACCUCUUUUUAUAUAAUACCAUAUUGAAUUUUUUUAUUACAAUAAAUUUAAACUGCUGCAACAUUUUUUCUUCUUUAAAAUGUUCACCUCCAAACACUUCUGAAAAAAAAAAACCAUUAAAGUGUCUUCUUUAAAGGUGCCAAAGAAUGCAUUGAAAUAAUCUGUAAAAUUGUUUUUUUGAUAUUUACAUAGAAGGUAUGUUGCUUUAUUAAGUGCAAAAAUUAUCCAGAAACGUUUUACAUGUCCAUUUACAACCCCAGGAUUUGUCCUUUGAAUGAAAUGGUCAAUUUUUGCCCUAUUUAAAAGGGUCAUGAAUAAUAAUGAUUGACUCUGUUCUGCUCUGAAGCUCAUGUCAGUAGCUCACAUUAGUAAACAUUUUAACAUCUUUGUAAUUCAUUGAAUGUUUUAAAAUCUUUGUAAUUAAUUUAAUGUUGGGGUGUACAUCUCGACUGUGACAUCACAGUUGGUGUUAUGUUGAGAUUGGUCUGUUUUUCAACAGUUUUUUGCAUACACAAGGUUUACAAAAAAUGAGGGAAACAAACGUGUUUGAGGCUCACGAUAUGCCAUUACCAAGUACAGACCUCUUAUUAUUCAUCUAUGCCUAUGUUAAAACAGUUUUUUAUUCUAUGGCACCUUUAAAACAAGACCAGAAUUAAGCUUCUAAACCAAAAAAGGCCAGAGUUAUAUUAAUUCAAAGGGGUUCUGUAAAGGCAUCACCUUUUCACCCCCACUCAAAAAGGGCUGUGCCAGGUAAAGGGUUAAUGACGGUGUAUAUGUGUGUGUUUAUUUCAGCAACAUAUGAGAGGAUUACUAUGUGAGUCAAUGUAUAAGCCAGUUAUAGUGUAUGCGUAAGCCUCUGUUGAUGCACCGGGGAACAUUAUGCUUCCUGUGUUAUGUACACGUGAAGCAGAUUACUAUUGCUACCAAGGAACAGACAUAAACAGGCAUCCCGAAAGACACGGAUGCAUGUUGAGACUAACACCAUCACUGCAGGUGAGUCUUUCUUUUAAUGCCCUCAACCAAAAUGAUUAGAAAUACUGAGUUACAAUAAUACUAAAAGUAGAUGGGUCUGCAUGUAUGUGUGUGUUUCAGAAGAAUGUGUAGUCUGGACGAGAUUCCCUUUAAAGUUAUUCUGGACUGUUUAAAGAUACAGAUGGGCGAGAAGGAUCCUGUUGGAGUUCCUGAAAUUGAGAUUCGAGAUUGCAACCAAAUACUGCGUGAUACUAAGUAUUCAUUUACUCUGGAGAAACGGAUCAUGGCUGCACGCGGAGAACUGCAGCGGAAGAUCAAAAAGGCUAAACAACACCCACAGACUUUGUGUCCCACGUGUCCGCCGUAUUGGCUGAUGUUCAGCAGCCCGCAACAUAGUCGUGCGGGGCGUCCCGAAAACACAGAAUUGUGGGAACUAGGCCCACGUCCUCGCAGUUUCAGCCUGAGUGCCGUUGAUUCAAAGAGGCUCCGCCCACUGCGGGCAGUCCAGUUUUUCAUCGCUGAUUCGGAGUGCGAAGGCGGGUAUGGUGAAGAUGACGAGGGUUCAUCCACCGAGGAAGAUGCUCCUAGUGGCAAAAGAAGACCACAGAGUUCUGGGCCACACUCUCUCAGACACGUCCAACGAGGCUCCACCCCCAAUUUGCAGACCCGCCCUGGGCCUUCCUCUACACGCCCGAACUCCGCCUCUUCUUUAAAGGACAUACAGAAGGCCCUCCCUCCUGCUGUUAGCCAGACGGCGCAGGGCAGUCCUCAUUCUUCCAGGGCUCCGCGCAGGAAUGUUGCUGCGAUGAGAUCCAACGGGCGACGAUACUCAAACGCCCUGUUGCAGAAGAGACCCUCAUCCGCAGGACCACUGCCCUCCACGCAGCAACAAAAACCCCCCUCACAUGGUGUGCGUCCACGGACAUCUGCAGGGCUGCAGGAUGCUUCUGCGGAUCUGCUGUGUGCUUUGAGCAAGGAAGAGAAAGAUCUUCUAGAAGCCGUCACAAAGCACGGAUACACACUUCAUACUGCAAUAAUGGCCCUGCAGAGGACAGGACAGAGAAGUCCUGAUCAGAUUUUGAGUUAUCUGACUUCAUGUGAUCGUCUGUGUCGACUGGGUUAUGAGAAGAUGCAGGUGGAAGAAGCUCUGGAGAUGUUCCAGAACUGUGAGAGCAAGGCUGCAGAGUUUUUGGUUUUGCUUGCUCAGUUUUGCGAGAUGGGUUUUCAACAGAGCACCAUUAAAGAAGUUCUGCUGGUGCAUGAGAACCAUAAAGAGAGAGCUCUGGAAGAGCUUAUGACCCGCAGCGGCUGAGAAGACGCAUGAGGAUCAUCAGCCAUAAACAAUAAUGAAGCAUCAUUUCCAAGAACAAAUAUAUGAAUCUUUAAUUCCAUUAACUCUAAACUGGACGGAUGGAUGGAUGGAAAGAAUGAAAAAAUGAAUGAAAAAGUGAACGAGAGAACCAACGAACAAGGACAAAAAUUUAAUUGAAUUUAACUGAACUGAACUUAAGUUCUGAACUAAAAUAAAUUGAAGUGAACUGAACUUAAUUGAAUUGAAUUGGAACAAGAACUGAAAUUAGGUAAAAUGAACUGAACUGAAUAAAACUGAACUAAAGUUCUGAACUUAAAUUAAAAUAACUGAACUUAAUUAAACUGAACUGAAUCGAAUUUAAUUAAACUGAACAAGAGCUGAAAUUAAGUAAAAUUAACUGAACUGAAUUGAACGGAACUAAAUCGAAUUGAAUUGAGUUAAAGUAAACAAGAAUUGAUAUUAAGUCAAAUUAACUGAAUAAAAUUGAACUAAACAAUAUCUGAAAUUAGGUCAAAUUAACUGAACUGAAUCAAACUGAACUAAAGUUCUGAACUAUAAUUAAAAUAACUGAACUUCAUUAAACUGAAUUGAACUGAACUGAAUCUAAUUUAAUUGAACUGAACUAGAACUGAAAUGAAGGAAAUUAACUAAACUAAGUCGAAUUGAAUUGAACUGAAAUUAACUGAACUGAAGUGAAUUCAACUUAACUGAACUAAAUUGAACUGAAUUGAACGGAAUUGAAUUGAAUUGAACUGAACAAGAACUGAAAUUAAGUAAAAUUAACCUAACUGAAUCGAACGGAACUAAACUAAACAAGAAAUUGAAUUGAAAUGAACUUAAUUAAACUGAACUAAAUAUAAUUUAAUUGAACUAAACAAGAACUGAAAUUAAGUAAAAUGAACUGAACUGAAUUAAACUGAAAUGAAUCGUAUUGAAUUGAGUUGAACUAAACAAGAACUGAUAUUAAGUAAAAUUAACUGAAUCAAAUUGAAUUGAACUGAACAAGAUCUGAAAUUAGGUCAAAUUAACUGAACUGAACUGAAUCAAACUGAACUAAAGUUCUGAACUAAAAUUAAAAUAACUGAACUGAAUUAAACUGAACUGAAUCGAAUUGAGUUAAAGUAAACAAGAAUUGAUAUUAAGUAAAAUUAACUUAAUCAAAUUUAACUAAACAAGAUCUGAAAUAAGGUCAAAUUAACUGAACCGAACUGAAUCAAACUGAACUAAAAUAACUGAACUUAUUUAAACUGAACUGAAUCUAAUGUAUUUGAACUGAACUAGAACUGAUAUGAAGGAAAAUUAACUAAACUGGGUCGAGUUGAAUUAAACUGAAAUUAACUGAACUGAACUAAACUUAACUGAACUAAACUAAACUAAAUUGAACUAAACUGAAUGGAAUUGAAUUUAAUUGAACUGAACAAGAACUGAAAUUAAGUAAAAUUAACUUAACUGAACGGAACUAAACUAAACAAGAAAAUAAAUGACAUUACAUUGAAUUGAAUUGAAUCAAAUGGAAUUAAAAUGACAUGAAAUGACCCAAUGAAUUCCUCGCUGGACUACGAGUACACCCUGCAUAUUAUUACUGAUUGAA
This is a messenger RNA of Paramisgurnus dabryanus, 4439 nucleotides long. The record is from RefSeq and is a predicted model, not a curated record. NCBI's taxonomy places the organism in Eukaryota, Metazoa, Chordata, Actinopteri, Cypriniformes, Cobitidae.